Aegilops tauschii subsp. strangulata is the source of this 1864-nucleotide messenger RNA. RefSeq lists its product as uncharacterized. The record is from RefSeq and is a predicted model, not a curated record. NCBI's taxonomy places the organism in Eukaryota, Viridiplantae, Streptophyta, Magnoliopsida, Poales, Poaceae.
UCCCCCAUCACCCCCUUUCCGCCAAAAGAAAACACACCUCCAUCCAUCACUAGGCUGCAGUGUGCGCAAGUUUGUUUCUUGAGGCUUUCCCCAUGGCGGAGUACGAUGAGGAGCGCAUGGCCAUUGUGGCCGCCAAGAUACUUCUCAGCCUCCAGAGCAGGAAGUUGGUGCAGUGACUCGAGUGGUUCUGCAGCAGUCCAAUGACAGCGGCAGCUCUACUCCAAGUUUCGUGGUCGCAACAUCUGAGUUGUAGGAUAUCCCCUCGAUGUUGGAACUGGCAAGUCCGGAACCUAGAGACGGCGGCUCCUACCAGCAACCGCAAUACUGUCAGCGGUGCUGGGAAUGGCAUCGACGACCCUUUUUCUUUGCUAGGGCCGACCAGAUUUUUUGCUGCGAUCCAACGAUGGCGAUCCAUUUGUUUUGCUGGAACCAUGUAUUGUUUUUGCUGGAAUCAUGUUUUUUUUGUUAGAACCAUGCAUUUUGGUUUGUUGGUCAUGCCAUUGCUUUUUUGAGAAACCGUGUUUUUUUUUGCUGGAACCAUGAGUUGUUUUCGCUGGAACCAUACUUUUUGCUUGUUGUAACCAUGUAUUUUUGGUUUUUUUGGGCACCAUUGCUUUGCGUUCCUGGGGCAAAAUCACAACGAUGCGAGGAGGAAGAACCCGUGGCCUAAAUCUAACGGCUAUGAGACGUUGCAUUAUAGAGAUUAGGUGUGUGGGGCUGCGACCGAUCGAAAUAAAAGGGAAGAAGAUACCUUCAAAGCAAAGCUGGCCAAACGGGCCGUGAUAACUAGGCCGACCCGAUAGCACGCCUACACGGCACGUGCUAAACGGGCCAGGCCCGGCACGCCAGGGGCCGUGCCUGGGCCUGAAGGCUGAGCACGCGGGGCGGCACGACACAGCCCGCUUAUUUAUUUUAUUCUUAUUUAGAAUUUUUUAAAUAUACAUGGCCAAAAAAAUACAUCAAUAGGUCAAAAACAGCCUAGCAGGCUGGCAGCCUAACAGGCCUGGCGUGCUUCUGGGCCGUCCCUGGGCUAGAGGGGGCAGCACGUGUUCCGGCACAGCAUGGCCCGGCUAAUAAUCAUGCCACGGCGGGCCGGGCCGUGCCAGGCACGAUUACGAUGGGCUGGGCCGUGCCGAGCCAGCCCAUUUGGCCAGCUCUGAAACUCCACCAUCCCCAUCGACCUCCAAAUGAAUCCAUCUCCCUCCCAUUCAUCGCCGCCGAAAAAGGUUCUAGUCGCGGCUGCGGGGGAGCUCCGGGGCUGAGGCCGCCGUGGGGCGAAAAGGAAAUGUGGUGGAGGCGGCCGGCGAUGGCGAGGUCCGGGCGGUUCUGCGUGCAGGGCUAUACGGCGCCCAGCUCUUGGCUGCCGGCACCGGGUAGAUCUGGAACCAAGCAGCGCUCCGGCAGUUCCUCCCAGUCUCAGAUUCCGAAUGCACUUAAAGGGGAAGACAACAUGGACAGCUUAUUAGAUCCUUCAUCGCGUGAUGAGUCCGAGCUAAAGGAAAUAAAAAGAUGCAUGGACAUCGGACUGCAGUGCACCGCGAAGGAGCGGACAGAAAGACCCACCAUGUCGGAUGUUAUUGACUUGCUAGACGGCAAGGAACUGCUCCGGAAGCCCCCAACUGGGAAUGAGGCUUCAUCAUUUAAGAAGAAAGGCAAGGCAUGAUCUCCCAGAUUGUGAUGUGGUUUGGAUCCCGGUGAAGUGCGCGAUAGGUUUGUGAUGCAUUAAAUAGAAUGCUGCUAGUUUGGUUGUAAGACGAGAUCAUUCUCCAAUUCAAAUUUCUAUAUAAAUAGUCACCAACCAAUGCACCUGCAAGGGCUAGCAGAAAUGAGUUUUUCGGUUGUAUUAAGGUUUGAUGAGUUUUCA